AUGCAAGAUGUAGAGAAAAAAUGUGACUCCAGCACCACCAAGCCAGGAACCAGGGAGGUGGCCAAGACUGACCCCAGGACUGUGCAAGAUCUCACCUCAGUGGUGCAGACACUCCUGCAACAGAUGCAAGGUAAAUGGCAGACCAUGUCCAGCCAGAUCACUGGAAGAAUUGAGGACAUGAGCAGUCGCAUUGAUGACCCGGAGAAAAACAUCGCAGACCUCAUGAUACAAGCUGGGGUGGAAGAGCUGGAUGGUGAAGACAAGGUCCCUGCCACACAGAAGAGUUGA
Molecule: messenger RNA, 288 nt
Organism: Balaenoptera musculus (blue whale)
Lineage: Eukaryota; Metazoa; Chordata; Mammalia; Artiodactyla; Balaenopteridae
Product: heat shock factor-binding protein 1-like
Exons: 2
Coding region: 1-288 (95 amino acids)
Biological process (GO): cellular heat acclimation
Cellular component (GO): cytosol; nucleus
Molecular function (GO): transcription corepressor activity
Source: RefSeq, a predicted model, not a curated record